AUGAUCGCCUCGAGCCCGUCGUUCUGGGCCGCCGCCGCCCUCUCCCUCGCCCCCUCGGCACUCGCCCUCGUCAACUACCCCAUCGAGUUCACCGAGCCCAAGAACAUCCUCGAGCGCACUUAUAACAAUGUCACCAUUGACGCCCAGCAGACCAUCAUCAAGUGGGCCGACAUGCUCGACACGCGGGCCGUCACGAACAAGGACAUUCUCGCCCCGUCGGGCGACAAGCACGACUACAUGUCCUGGAAGCCCUACAACUGGCCCGACUGCUCCAACGUCGGCAACACGACCGAGCUCACGCUCGAGCAGCAGUUCAAGCAGUGCAACUUUGUGAACAUUGACGGCAAGCUGAACCCCGCCGCGCGUGACAUCCACAAUAUUGAGGAUUUCGACGAGAUGGCCAACGCCGUCUUCCUCAACUCGCUCGCGUGGGGCAUCACGCGCUCGGGCGUCUACUCGCAGCGUGUGCGCAAGUACAUCCAGACCUGGUUCCUUAACGAGGACACGUACAUGAACCCGAACCUCAAGUACGCCCAGCUUCAGGGUGGCCCCGACGGCCAGCACGGCACGCACACGGGCAUCCUCGACCUCAAGUCGAUGGCCAAGAUUGCGUCUGGCAUCAUUCUGCUCCGCGACGGCCAGUCGAACGAGUGGGACCAGGACACGGACACGCACUUCCAGGACUGGUGCAAGAACUACACGCAGUGGCUCACGACGGACCAGCAGGCGCUCGACGAGAAGGCCUCGCCCAACAACCACGGCACGUACUACUAUGCCCAGCUUGGCUCGCUCUACGUCAUUGCCAACGACAAGGACAAGGCCGGCGAGACGGCCGACGAGUACUUUAGCACGAUCUACCAGGGCCAGAUCACGCAGGACGGUGACCAGCCGCUCGAGCACGACCGUACCCGCCCUUACCACUACCUGACCUACAACUUGGCGGGUGCGAUCGCCGUGGGCCGCAUUGCCGAGUACGCCGGCAAGCCGCAGUGGGACAAGAAGGCCUCCUCCGGUGCGGGCAUCCAGGACGCGUGCAACUAUGUCAUGAACUUCCCGCCAAAGGAGGAGGCCGCGUCCGAGCUGUGGCCGUACGUCGCGGCCGUUGGAUCCAUCUACGGCGACUCGGACAACAAGUACAGCCAGUGGCUCCAAAAGUCGUCCGACGGGAGCUACUUCACCGACGCAUCGUACUACUGGAACCAGCCGCUCGCCGACGGCCGUAUCCGUCCCGAGCGCGACGCAGUGACCUACGCCGUUGACGGCGGCGUGCGCACCCUCUCGGUUGGCGAGCAGCCCACAGCCGCCCCCGUCUCGCACGGCAAGAACGCUGCGGCCAAGGCUGGUGUCUCGAUCGGUCUCGUCGGUGCUGCCUUCCUCGCCGCUCUCAUCUAA
Molecule: messenger RNA, 1392 nt
Organism: Trichosporon asahii var. asahii CBS 2479
Lineage: Eukaryota; Fungi; Basidiomycota; Tremellomycetes; Trichosporonales; Trichosporonaceae
Exons: 3
Coding region: 1-1392 (463 amino acids)
Cellular component (GO): periplasmic space
Molecular function (GO): lyase activity
Source: RefSeq, a predicted model, not a curated record